GUUCGGGUUUGUAACUGAAUGUGCAACGUGCCUGUGGCUGCAGUGCAAUGGCUAUUGCAGCGGGCAGAGUGCUUCUAGCACUGUAUUCCCUGUUCUACCUCUUGGGCGGUGUGUUAUGUCAAGAGGAGCGGCCGUUGAGAUGUUUCCAGACCUCUACUGACUGUGGUGAUGGGGAUGAGGCGGAGCUACCCUACAGCGAAUGCUGUGCAAUUGCAUCUGCAGCAUUCAUGAUCAACGACACUUGCUACGAGUGCUCUGGUCUCCUGUCAUUCAUAGCCCAGACCUACGAGGUCGGGGAAGGUGAUAAGUAUGUCAGUGUUGGAGUGCGGAGGGUUGUCAAUCCUGGAACAAACACCUUCUUCUUUAGUGCCGUCAUCAAUGAUGGCACUGCUAAAGCUGGGAUAGACUACGGACAGUUCCCGGACUCGGGGGUGGGGUUCAUUCACGUCAUUCUGAUGGACGAGUCACAAGUUGACGCCGGGAUCGUCAUCCUCGACGACAACAUUGUCGAGUACAACGAAAAUUUCACCGUCAGUCUUCAGCCACUAUCAAACACGUUCGAACCACUCGGCGAUCCUCAAGAUACUGUUGAGGUCACCAUCACUGAUGACGACAAGGUGGACAUCAGUCUGAGUCCCCGUGGUCCGCUGGUAGUCAACGAGUCGUCGUCUCUCGUGUUCCUACUCAACAAGACUGGUCUGGCCGACAGAGCUGUUCGGGUCACAGUUGAUCUCUCAGAUCAAGAAUUAGAGUUUGGUGAUGGAGCUCCGCCCAGUAUUCGAACUUUCACCUUUGAACCCAAUGACCCACCAAAGCAGAUAGAUGUUGUGGUACGAGACGAUGAUGUUGUCGAGGCAACGGAGGAUCACCUGAUCUUUCUGAGAGUUCCGGAGGGAGAGACUGGGGUAAAUUUACCCCGUGACUCCGAAACACUGCGGGUACAGGACGAUGGAGAUAGUGUGCAGUUGAGUCUGCCGCCACCCGGCAAUGCCACUCUGACUGUGGAGGAGUCCCAGGGAGAAGUCAGGAUCCCUCUCGACAAACUGGACGCAACGAGAGGCCAGUACUAGUGAGGGUCUUCACCCAGCCUGUCUCUGCCACAGCUGGUGAAGACUACUCUCCCAUUGAUGCUGUUCUGGAGGUGCAAGCUACAGGAGACGUGAUCAUAAACAUCAAUGUGAGUGCUGAUGGUGCUGUGGAAGACAUGAGACAUCGAGUCCUCUCGAGGUCCUGGGAGAUCGUGGGCUCUCCUGGUGUCGAUACUGCUCGUGCGUAACCAUCAUCACCUACAUCGUUCUGACAGUGGAUGUGAGUCCAGAGGCCCUGACGGUGGGAGAGGGAGAGACUGUCUUCUUCCUGGUCAGCGGGGGUGGAGCUACCCUCCAGCGAGAUGUCCUCAUCUCAGUCUCGUCCUCCAAUGAUCGUGACAUCAUUCUAUCUACGACGACGGUAACGCUGACCCCAGACCAGCUGGAGACCUCAGUCAAUGUGACUGGUUUCGAUGACAACCUGUACGAGGGGGCGGAGUCAGCUCAAUUGGCGAUUACAUCAUCGGACAUUGCUGUGCUGUUUUCUUCACCGUCUCCGACCAUUGAUGUUGAGAUAGUGGACAACGAUUCCCCCCAGCUGUCAUUCUCACAGGAAGUAUACUCAUUCAACGAGAAUCAGAGUUUGGCUGAGAUCUCUGUGUCGUUUGAUGCUUUCACUGAGACGACCCACUCGUGGACUCUGACCUCUGUCCCUCUCACUGCCACCGAAGGGGAAGACUACAUGUCCAUCAGUAGAGCUCUGACGUUCAGUGACAGUGUGAGGUUUGAGACGGUAGGAGUCGUGAUAUUUGACGACCUUCUGAGUGAGGGAAUAGAGAGUUUUAGACUUGAACUCCGUGACGGCAAUGGUGAACUGACUACUAGCAGUCUGGUGGAGAUAGUGGAUGACGAGAAGCUGGAGAUCAGUUUCACUAACGAGACUGUGACGGUGAGCGAAGGAGACGGUUUCUUCUACCUCGCCAUCGUCAAGAGCGGCGUCACGACCUCUGACAUCACAGUCAACCUCAACAUUACAGACGGCUCUGCUCGAGGUGGAGUUGACUAUGGUUUCUUCCCGACUGCCGUGUUUCCUGCCGUCACUCUGAUUCUGGCCGACGAGACCAGCGUCCGUUUCCUCAUCCCCAUCAGAAACGAUGACAUCAUCGAAAUUACGGAGACCUUCAAUGUGGCACUAAUCAUUCAAAACAACGACGGGACGAUCGUUGCUGGAGAUGUUACGAGAACUAUGGUUCUCAUUGAAGAUGAUGACAAGGUAAGGGUGCUGUUGGAGGGGGGAGGGGUGGAGGUGGACGAGGGAGGGAGUGAUGCUGAGAGGACAGUUCAGUUCACCGUGACCAGAGAUGGGAAUGUCACUCUCAACAGGGACAUCCUCGUCUCUCUCUCCACGUCAGAUGGCUCUGCCACAGUUGGGUCAGGUGAUUAUUCAGCAAAGGAGACUAUCUUCACGUUCUCACCAGCUGGACCGGUGUCGUUCACCGAGACAGUUCAAGUUCUGGACGACGAUACUGUCGAGAACAGAGAGAGGUUUUUUGUUGGUCUCUCUGCCCCGGCCGGAGAGACAGCUCUGAAUCUGCCCGAGGAUGCUUCAGUCGUCUACAUCGCUGACAACGACAACAUUCAAGUUGAUUUCGUUGACGGGAUUUACACCGUUUCCGAGGGCGAUGGAGUGGUAUCUGUGUUCUUGAGCAAGAUCGGACAAAACGAGAUUCCGGUGAUGGUCUCCGUGGUAACCGAAACCCGUGACGACACUGCUAUAGCUGGCAGGGACUACAAUGCCACCAUAGAGCCGGUGGAGUUUCCGAGCGCGGAGACCCAAGUCGCAAUCCUCAUUCCCAUUCUGGACGACAGAGUGCUGGAGAGCGAGGAGGGGUUCACGGUCGUCCUCAGCUCAACCGGAACUGACGAGAACGUGGUUCUUGGGCCACGUAACACCGCCCGGGUCACCAUUACCGACGAUGACAGUGUGUUCGUGGAGUUUGAAGAGGCAGCAUAUACAGGGAUAGAGGGAGGAGAUGUGAGCGUGUCGGUCCUACUCCGUGGGUCCACCGAGAGGGCGGUGGAGGUCAGAUUUACCUCUCUUGUCGGCACGGCUGAUGAGAGUGAUUUUAGUCCGCAGUCAGGGUCAAUUACUUUCUCCCCUGGGGAAACCAGGAGAAGUGUCCUCGUUACACUAUCUCAGGACACCAUGUGUGAUGAUGAGGAGGAGACAUUCUCUCUACUACUGGAGAGUUCAGAUCCAAACGUGAGACUGGGACCACGCUCAACUGCCCAAGUCUUCAUUACAGACGACGAUGAAUGCACUAUUCAGUUCAUGAACGAGACAAUGAUAAUGGUAGUGGAGGAGGAUAUUGACCGUCAAAUCACGCUCUGCAUUGGUAUCGGUGGUGAUUUGAUUCUGGACCGAGAAGUCAGAUUUGCAGUCGUGGCCGAAGAACUAACUGAUAUACCAGUCGACCAACAAGCAUUGUCUGGUGUUGAUUUCAUGUUCGACCCCAUCAUAAGAGUUUUGCGGCCGCCUGAGAACCAGAUCUGUUUCAAUGUCACCAUCCUGGGAGAUGACCGCCAAGAAGACCUGAAGAUGUUCAACGUUUCCGUGUUUGCCGAGGAUGAAGAACUUCGCUCCAGCCGGGCCGAGAUCACCGUGGCAAUCAUGUCUGACAUUACCCAGCCCCCAACAUUAGAUCCACAGACACCGAUGGUAGAAUUUUCAGUGGAUGUCUAUUCUGUGGGGGAAGAUGCUGGGUUUGUGGAGAUAGUGCUGACUAUCUUUCCUGCGCCUAACAACACCGAGUUUGUUCACUCUGUACUGUUCAGCACGGCAGAUGGGACUGCCACUGCACCAGAUGACUACACGGCCCAGGUAGACACCAGUAUCACCAUUGAAGGCAACUCAGCCACAGUGCUGGUGGAGAUAGUGGAAGACAACGUGUCCGAAGGAGAGGAGAGUUUCUCUGUCCUACUCACACUACCCGUUGUUUUUCAGAGAGUGGCUCUUGGGGAGCCCAGCACAUCAAUUGUUGUCAUCCGCGAUGCGGGAGAUGUGUUUGUAGACGAUACAGUCACUGGAGAUCCGUUCUUCAUCGUCCCCCUCUCCCUCACCUCCAACAGUCAGAGUGACUCGUUCCAAGAGAACCGAGUUGCCCUCUGUUAUGAGAUCCACGGAAUGCCUGGAGCAGACUUCAACCUCGUCUCCGAUAUCUGCACCUCUGUCAACGCCCUCUAUAGCAUCAGCUCUGUUAAUCCACAACUGAAUUUCAUCAGUGAUAUUGGCGUCAGGGCAGUCGAUGUGAGCGGAAACUGUGUGAAUAUUCGUGUGAACGUCGCGCAAAAUUGCACCCCGGAGAUUCGACGAGGUAAUAAUGACAUCACUGUCCUCCCGAGGUUUGAAAGUGGCGGGAUCUCGGUCAGGAAAACCGGGGCGUCUGUUAGGAUAUCGGUACCAAACUGUGCCAACACUCAGUUGGUGAUGUGGGUCAAGUGCAGGGAGGUUGACAAUCAGCCUCAGCUGAGAUUUGACAUCACACGAGGCUUCAACCUCAACCCAACAUCUCAUGGCCUUCUCGGUCAGUUCUGGAACAUUCCUGUCACUGUAACCCCCUACACUUUCCCCGGACCUGUAGUCUACGACCUGCAGUCACAGGAUCUGUAUCGAGUCGACAUUCUCUCACCGAGCGGCUCGGAGAUUGUCCGCCAGUUUGUGGCAGAGUUUAGUCGUUUGCCGUGGGACCACAAUCGCCCAGAGUCAUGUCUCUAUGCUGGCGACCAGCAGGGAGGGAGAACCCUGGAAUUUACCAGUCCUAAUGACCCUGUCAUCGAGAACAACUACAGACUGUACAAGACAGGGGGCCUCUUCUCUACGGGCUUCCGUUUUUCAAAGUUUAACGAGACAAUCUGCGGAAGUGGCUGAUAUUUUCACUUUUGAAAGACUCAUUUCACAUUUUAGUCGUGUUACGUAUUAUACUAGUGGGUGAAUUGCGCAGAUGUAAUGCGCAUGCGCGUGAGUGUAUCGCUGCAUAUCGCGCUUGCACUGACGAAGACGGACGACGACUGGACGAGAACAAACAUGGCUCUAGUUGGUCUACUGGUCCGGGCGCUUCCUCUGCUUGUCCUUUUCUCCUUUCCAUGCUUCGGGUAUUUCAGCUGUGAAGACGGCCCGGGGUCCAGCGAGCGCUGCGUACUGCAGUCGGACGCGGACUAUUUCCAGUGCGAGGACGGGACUUGCGUGUGUAGGGCCGCAAAGUGCGACGGAGACGCGGACUGUCGGGACGGGAGCGACGAGGCUGCAGCGGAAUGUACACCCAUUGUGUAUGGAGUAAUGGGAGCAGUGAUUGGAGCAGCUCUUGUCUGCUGCCUUUUCCCAUGCCUCUGUGCCUGCUGCUACUGUCUCUGCAAGCAAUCUUGCUGCAAGAAGAAGACCAAAGUUCUCGAAGACGACACCGCCUCUCACACUCUGUCAGCGAUGAACCAUGUGACUCUCUCUGGACAGCCUUCCUCUGACAUUAGAGAGGCCAUGAACGACACAAACAACACUCAAGUCUAACACUCAAUCGGCCCAUAUUUACUUACUAUGUGUUUUUUUCCCUUUGUGGGUUUAAAAUUCAUGUUUGCCUUAUUCUCUGUGUUUACGUAUUAUAAUACUGCUC
Molecule: messenger RNA, 5692 nt
Organism: Geodia barretti
Lineage: Eukaryota; Metazoa; Porifera; Demospongiae; Tetractinellida; Geodiidae
Source: the annotation of a GenBank genome assembly